UAUAAACAAAGAAUUAAGCAGAAUACCGGAGACCGAGAAUGAAUUGAACGUGGAGGCUCCGCCUAAGAUAUAAAGAACAGCAAUUUAGCCAAUAAAAGCAUUCAUCUCAGAGUCAUAGUCAACAGUCCCGCGUUUUGAGACCCUAACCCUAAAUUUCGAAUCUGAAACCCUAACCCCGAAUUUGAAAUCUCGAAACCCUCCUUUUCAUCCAUGGCACCGAAGCGUCCUUCCCAUCUGGACGACCCACCCGUUGCUUCUUCAUCAGAAGCCGAGGAAGAUUCUUCGUCCGAAGAAGAAGAAGAAGAAGAGGAAGAGGAAGGGGCUUCCGAAGAAGACGAAGAGCAGGAAUCACAGAAAUCGAAAACCACGCCUUUAACGAAGGCUGUUCCGAUUUCUACCGUCAGGUCGUCGGUGAAGAGACCGAGCAAUAGCGAGGUUAAGGACUCGAAGCGAGCGAAGAAGAAAGGUUCGGAACCAGAUGGAGGUUCCGCGAUUGCGGAGGAUGAAUCGAAGAAGACUGGUGACGAGUCGAAGAAGCUGUUUCAGAGGUUGUGGAGUGAGGAUGAUGAGAUAGUGAUUUUGAAGGGUAUUAGUGACUACGCUGCUAAGAAAGGAUCGAUCCCAUCUGCGGCUGACAUGCAUGCCUUUCAAGAUUUCAUCAAGAAGUCACUGCAGAUUGAUUUCACGAAGGCCCAGUUGUCAGAUAAGCUCCGUAGGUUGAAGAAAAAAUACGAGAACAAUGCUAGUAGGAAGAAGUACAACCCGACGAAGCUUCACGAGAAGGAAGUGUUUGAAUUGUCGAAGAAAAUUUGGGGUGGUGGUGAAAAGCUCGUUGUGAAAGCUGAACAGCCCAAGGCUAAUGGCACUGGCACUGCGAGGAGUAGCAAGGCAUUAGCUUCACCGCAGAAUCUUUCCUCGCCGAGUUUGGGGCCGGCGGAGGAUUUGCUUUCCUCUCCUAAAUUGGGUGUAAUGGAGGAGCUGCUUUCCUCUCCGAGCCUGGGCAAUUUUGGCUUAUCGGAGCAUAUUUUGAGCAAGGGGCUUGAGUUGGUCCCGGAGUCGAAAAGAGCAGAGUUGGAUGCCAAGUGGAAGAAAAUACAUAUGGCUGAGAUGGAGCUUUUUGCUAAGAGGAGUCAGUUGCUUGCAGAUCAAACUACUCUAAUUCUGGAGGCGUUGAAACCAGCGGAUCAUUAGGUGAAGAAAGACCGAUCAGACCUCUAUGUUUAUUGAUGAAUAUGUACUUAGGAUUAAUGUGAGAUGUUUUUUUUUUCCUUUAUUUGUUGAUGUCUUGCAGUUAAGUUGACUUUUCCUUAUUUUUCAUGUCAGAACUCUAGAAUUCUGCAGUAAAGUUUUCUUGUUAGUUCUUGUUUGUGACGAAUUUCAAGUUUGAAAAUAAAUGUGUAGCAGUAUCCAAAGUUACUUGCA
Molecule: messenger RNA, 1422 nt
Organism: Cannabis sativa
Lineage: Eukaryota; Viridiplantae; Streptophyta; Magnoliopsida; Rosales; Cannabaceae
Product: GLABROUS1 enhancer-binding protein-like
Exons: 1
Coding region: 211-1191 (326 amino acids)
Biological process (GO): regulation of DNA-templated transcription
Cellular component (GO): nucleus
Source: RefSeq, a predicted model, not a curated record